UAUAGACGACGAAUAAAAAUAAAACUUUGGAAAGUUAUUCGCGAAAGAACUGAAAUAGUUGUGUGAAUUUUAGUAUUCUUAAAGUGGUUAAUUUAAUUUUAAGUUUGUGUUGAGUGUUUUUACAAAGAUUUUAUGUGUUUAUGAGAUACUUUUGUUAAAUAAAACAUGAUCAUAGAAAAUCCCGACGCUUUCAAGAGUUGGUUGACGUCCAUAUUGGAACCACUAUGUGACGCAGAUCCACCCGCGCUCGCCAAGUACGUUUACGCGUUGGUAAAGAAGGACAAGCCACUCGAUGAGCUCAGGGACGGGAUGUUGGACCAGCUUGAUGUGUUCCUCCAGCAAGAGACGAAACCCUUUGUGGACAUGCUGUUCAAGACUCUCGAGAAUCAGGAGUACCUCAAACAUGCUGACAACGACAGUGAGAAGAAAGAACCGUCACCACAGCCGGAGCCGGUGGUGCUCGAGAAAGAAAUCGAAGAGGAAAACCACGAUUGUUCUGUUGCAGUCCCGCUAGUGCCGCCCGUGGAGAAGCCCGCGGUGCGCCCGCGCGCCGACAGCGCGGGCGCGCACCGCACGGUGGUGCCGCGCGCGCGCCCGCCGCCGCACCACGAGCAGACGCUCGUCAAGGUGCUGCCAACUGAACUUCUAGAAGAACCAGUAGACCCGCCCAGGAGAAGAGAUAGAAGAAAUGAUUCUCUGCGCGACAAGGACGAGCGGCGCCGGCGGCGGUCGCGCUCGUGGGAGCGGCGCGGGCGGGGGCGGCGCGCGCACGAGCACGAGCGCAGGUGCGGCAGGAGACCGAUCUCACGAUCACCGUCACCGCGCGGUCGAUACCGGAACCGGAGCCCGCCGCCCGCCAACAUGGACAGACACAGCCGAUCGCGGUCAAGAUCUCCAACGAUAAGGGAACGUGAGCUGGAUAGGGAGAGAGACAGGGUGCGCAUCGUGCGGGAUAUGGAGCGGGACAGGAUGUCGAGGGACAGGGAACACAGGGACCGGAUCUCGCGUUCUAGAGAUCGAGAUAGGUCGCGGGAUCGCUCGAUGUCACCCCCCGGAGCACGCAUGGACCACUCGGACGCGUACAGGCGCCGGUGUCGGGACUUCGACGUGAAGGGCUACUGCAUGCGCGGCGACCUGUGCGAGUGGGACCACGGCCUGGACCCCGUGGUGCUGGAGGACGCGGCGCUGUCGCGCGUGCUGGCGCUGCCGCCGCCGCUGCCCGUGCCGGGCCCGUGCAGCGAGUACAACCCCGCGGCGCCCGACAUCUGGGCGGCCGGCGUGGUGGGCUACGCGCCGCUCGCGCCGCCCCCGCCGCGCCCCGCGCCCCGCGAGCUCGUGCCCAUCCCGCGCGUGCGCGCCGACGCGCCGCCCGCCAAGAAGCCCUUCGAGUACAACCGCCUCGGUGCCCCCCGGCCCCCUCUCCCGGCUAACGCGGCGAACUGCUCACUCGAAGUGAAAAAGGUCCCGCCGGGCCUGAACGAGAUCAAACACCUGGACAGUCAUUUCAGCAAGUUUGGCAAAAUUGUCAAUAUACAGGUCUGUUACGAGGGAGAUCACGAAGCGGCACUAAUAACAUUUUCAACUCCAACGGAAGCGAAUGUGGCUUACAAGAGCACUGAGGCUGUGCUCAAUAAUAGAUUCAUUAAGGUCUUCUGGCACAACCCUGAGAACAAACAAGAGAACACAGCGCCCGGUGGUCAAAAGAUGAACAAACAAACGGAUAGACAGAAUCAUCUCAUGUCCCACAAUAAGGUUUUAAUAAAUAGAGACAACAUCAAAGCGACCGCCGACGUGAAACAGGCCGAGAAGGCGAAAGAGACGGGCAACGGUACGACAGCGGUGGUCGGCAAGGCGAUCGGUAAGAGUGGAGCCGGCGGACUGCAGAUGGUGGAGGCGCACCGCCGCGGACACAAGCUGCUGCAGACUCAGCUGCAGCACCAGCAGCUGCUCAUACAGAGCUUGGAAUCCGGAAAUGUAACUGAGCAACAUAAAGCGGUCCUGAUGAAGACGAUCAACACGAUGCAGGAGGGCAUCGAGAAGCUGCGGAAGGAGCUCGUCGCGAACCAGGGGAUACUGAAACAGAUGCAGGACGAGUCAGUGUCAAGAUCGAUGUCUCGGCUGCAUCUCGAGCAGAUGAACGCGAAAAAACCGAAAACGUUACAGGAAGUACAGAAGGAUAUUUUGGAUGCUGAAUUGGAUAUUAUCACGAAGCAACAGGAGGGCCAAGAUGUGUCGGAGUUGGCGAAGAAUAUAGCGGAGAUGAGACGACAGAUGGCGCUUCAGUUUCCGACGUUUUCCGGCACACGAAGAGGUCACUCGAGGGGCGGGCGCUACAACUCGGCGAUGCGCUACUCGCGCGGCGCGCCCAAGGCGUUCAGCGUCAACCAGUCGGUGGACCACCGCCCGCGCGCGCUGCUCGUGUCCGGCUUCGAGCCCGACGAGCUGGACGCGCUGCAGGCGCACUUCGCGCAAUUCGGCGAGAUAACGGGCAAGGAGGUGAACCUGUCGGUGCCCGAGCUGGUGGUGCAGUACCGCGCGCGCGCGCACGCCGAGCAGGCGCUGCUGCGCGCGCGGCACUACAACGACCGGACGCUCUCCAUCACGUGGGUGGCCAACGGGAAGGCGCUGGGCGCCGCGCCCGCGCACAACGGGGACUCCGCCGCCGAACACAAGGACGCGCAGAAUCAGAAGGAGCCAACAUCGGACCCGCUGCUGCGCUUCGACGAGGACGAAGAGGACGAGGAGGACCGCUCGUGGAGGCGUUGACCUCCGACCGGCGCUGGCCUCAGCCGCGCGCCCCCCCGGGGCCCCCCCCUGCUCGUGCUGCUCGUGGACUCCUCGCUCGGCGUGCUGCUCGCUAUGUAACCCGGCCCCGCCAUCGCUACACGGACGAACUCAAAAACUUUGAAACGAACAUUCAUCAUAUACCCGUUCGACGUGAUCUCAUUUCGUUUAACAACAAAGUCGCUUCUGUAAUAUUUAUACAUAACGUACGUUUGAUAUUAAAUAACCGCUUUUAUUGUAUAAUAUAUAUACAAAAAUAUUCGAUAGACUCGUUUUGAAACGUAACACCAAAAUUCGACUUAUAUAUUUAUGUAGAUAUAACAGACGUACUUUGAAUUAUGAAGUGAAUAUACAUAGUAUCGCUAUAUAUGUUAUGUGACCACAAUAUAUGAUAUAUACAAAUUCGUAUUUUGUACUGUAGUGGCUCGUUUGAUGUUAUUUAUUUAAUGCAAGUUUUAAUGUCCGUACUCGACUUUGUUGGCUUUUAUUUAUAUAUUAGCCGACGAUUCUGUAUACUGUAUUGUAUUUACACGGUCUGUAAGAAGUAAUUUAAUAGGUACAUAUAUUGCUGUCUCAUUUUUUCGCGUGUGGAGAGAAAGGGACGAUGAAUCAUACCCGGUUCAAUCGAGUUGUUUACGUAUAGUAGAAUUGUGUAUUAAGAUUAAAAGGCUAACAAUGGAAAUAUACAUUAUUUAUUGUCACGCUAUAAAUAAAUAAUGACAGUUCAAAUUUCACGUAUAAUACUGUGUGACGAAAGGACUAAAGACUAUACAGCUGAGUCAGAACACAGCUGGUUUUUAACUGUUGAUUAUACAGACAAUAAAAGAUUUAAAAAAAAUAUGAAUUUAUAAAUCGAACAAAAUGUAAAAGUAUGUAUCAUAUGAAUAUAAAAAAAAAACAAGAAACUUAAUGAAUGCAUAUUAAAAUUUAACUAAUGUAUAAUGAUAUCGUAUUUUAGUGUUUAAAUAAAUUAAAAUUAUACACUUCUACUAUUCGUAAGUGAAACGGAUCGUUCAGAAAUUUAACCAAUUGGCGGGGAUUUAGUCAUGUCGAAUUGGUUUAAAGGUCGCGCGAGACGGGAACACGAUCAUAACCGUCAAAAUAUUAUCGAUAGCGCCUUAAUUGACACACACGUCCAAUUAUUCAUGUGUAGGCAUGUACACGCAGGCGACGUCAUCGUAAGGUGUGCGUUAAUGUGUGCGUGAGUGAAACGGAUCGUUCAGAAAUUUAACCAAUUAGCGGGGAUUUAGUCAUGUCGAAUUGGUUUAAAGGUCGCGCGAGACGGGAACACGAUCACACCCUGAAAAUAUUAUCGAUAGCAAGUUAACUGAUAGACACGUACACGCAGGUGACGUCAUCGUAUGGUGUGCGUCAAUGUGUGCGAGAGACCGGUACAUGUGAGUACCUCGGCACUUUGACCAUUUUAUUUUAUUAGACUAUAGCGCGAAUGACGAUCUCGUCUACGGGUUGCCUUAUCGUACAUUUUGUGCAGUUUCUAUGAUCGAUGCGAGCGUCGUAAUUAUGUAGGCUGUGACGUCAUACCAAUAAAAUAUCGCUUUUUUAAUGUUAAUAUCGUAUAAGUAAGGCACUAUAAUAGUAUUAAAUUCGUACAAGCGUUCAGAAUAACGAAGACUGCGAUGUCACGAGGGUGGCUUGCGUUGGCUAAAUGUAUAGUAUUCGUAACUAUGGGAUGACGUCACACGAAAUCCAAUAUGGCGGUCGAUACCGAUAUGUAUGUAAUGGGUUAUGUGGGCGUGGUUUUAUUCGCUGCUAACUAAUGCCUGUGUCCUAAUUUUAUUUUGUAAGCAAUUAUCUCAUACGAAUUGUUCGGAUCAUUAAAAAGUCAUCGGGUUUUUGUCGAGUUGUUCUCAGUUGCACCGGAGUGUUGCUAGUGCGAACUCUUUCCGUUCGUAUCGGAUGUGCCGCCCCAUUGUGUUAUGAGUGCGGUAAUAGAGAGUGCACAGUCUGGAUGCGAUCGUUCCAUUCUCAAGGUUACACACAUUCAUCUAAAAAGUCUUUGGUUGUAAGCUUUAGCACACAAGCAUUCCUUAAAUAUUCUUUUAAAUUUCACAAUUGAAUAUUUUUGAAUGUUUUCUGGGAUUGUAAAAGCGUAUACAUUGUCCCAUAAAAGACUUGCUAACCCUGUGCAAAUUUUGUUCAUGGUGUUGACAAUAUGUGACAAAAUUUCUGGGAAAAUAUUUUACGUACAUACAAAAAAUACACCACCAUCAUUUAGAUGUUUAAUGGUUUGUAUUCGAUAGGUUUCUGUUUCAAUUAAAACUUUAAACAGUCAUUAAUGGCUCUUACGUCAAGCUUUCUGGCUAGUUCCCUCAACGGAUAAUAGAUGGCGUUGUAGCUAGAUAAUUGUAUACAAAAUAAAUUUAUAUGCAUCGCAACUGUAACCAGGCAUUAGCUAGUUUAUAUAUAAAUUAGAACUUUACAGAAAUCGUAUCAAUGGAUGUAGCUUAAAUUAUUACUAAAAUAUUAAACGAUUAUAUUAAUAUUUUUUCACUAAUUAGGCUAAAUGAUCGAAAUAAUUCGACACUUGCAUGAAAACAUUAUUAUUUUGUUAAUGUCCAUCAACAUCAUUGUAAAAUCAAUAUAUAUUUCUAACUGUAACAAGUAAAACAUUAAUCCUUGACCAUGAUCUCGUUAAAAUGCUCCAAAAAUUUGUAAUAUUGAAAGUUUGAAUCAAUUAUUGAUUAACCAGCGAGCGUAGUUAAAUAAAAUUAACUCAAUGAAUUUAAUUGUUGCGUCACAACUAAGUCUAGUUCAUAAUGUGACAUAUAUUUAUUAUGUGACAUACAUACAUAUUCGUACAGAUAAAUAAUAAACACUCAGCACACAUUAGCGAGGGUAUUGUUGCAAGAAUAAUAUAAAUUUAAUUCUCAAUUUCGAUUCUAUGGCUGAAAAGUUUUAAAGUCGUGUCUGUACCGUCAACAAAACAGUUACAUUAGUAAAAGUUAUAUAUUAUUUCAUUAUCGUAAAGUAACAUAAUAAAUACAAUUAAAAGCAAAAACAAUAAUCUCUUAACAGAUAAAAUAAUUUUCAUAUUUAAAAAGUAAUUUUCCAUCCAACGCCAUAUUGUAUAUUAAUGAAGCAACAAGUAUAUUUGUAUCAAGUCAAUCAUCAGUUGAAUGGAAACUUUAAUAAAGCUUUCUUUCAUCAUACAUAACAUUGAAUUGCAUCGGAAAUGUUUUCUUCAAACGUUACAGUUACACUAAAACAAGUCAUCACAUAAAAAUUUGGUACAAAUAAAUAUAUACAUAUCAGGUUUGUUGCAUUGAUGAUUAUAGAUGUCGAAUUAUCAACCUAUCAAUCGUCAAUCUGAUGGAAUUGAGUGUGUCAUAAGUGUCCGUUUAAUAUUAUGUAAGUAAUUUUAAAAGAAAAGUGACUUUUAAAAAUCAUGGUCAUCAUCAUAUCAACUUUUUCGUGUAAUGUUUUGCUUUUAAACACAAAUAUUGUCUUUAGAGUGCGUUAGAGUGUAACGUGAGCGAGUUUCUUUAGGAUCGGCGUGUGAAUAUUGUUCCUAUUUUGCCUACACGAAGAGCAGGUAUAAACAUAUGCGAUUUUUUAUUUUUAUUCACAUAAUAUAAAACGAGCUUUAUUUAUUGUAGCAUUAAUCCGAUUAAUCGCUUUUUCUGAAUAUAACAAUUAAUUUAAAACGAAACCAACUGACGUCGACAUUUAAGGAACCGUCAGCUCGAAUAAUCAGUAAUAAAAAUUGACUUUUAUUGUCUAAAAUUGCGUUUUUUUAUAUAAAUACAAAAUUUGAGCCAAAUCUUUAGAGCUGUUUCCGAGAUGUGUUUAUAUAUAAAAUGGUAAAAACAAAGAAACAAAACGCUCACAUAAUACUGAACGCACCCUAAUAUAAUAGUCUUGUGUAAUUAACGAUCAUAUUUGUUUACCAUGCAGGUGUCGAUAUAACGUACCUAAUACCUCAAUAAAGCAAUACUAGUACUACAAUAUGAUAUCGUAAAUUUAUAUAAACUACGUACGAGAUGGACGGACGGACGAACCAUAGAUAUUAGCAUUAUCGUUUUCGUUCUAUGUAGCCAGCUAGAUUUAGCGUUUAUGAAUUUAUUUCCGUUUCUAUAUAAGGUAAAUAAAUUAUGAUUAAACGUACAUUGUAGGUCGUAUUAUAUAUAUAU
This is a messenger RNA of Nymphalis io (European peacock), 6935 nucleotides long. RefSeq names its product zinc finger protein swm (gene swm). Gene Ontology annotation, molecular function: RNA binding; metal ion binding. The record is from RefSeq and is a predicted model, not a curated record. The coding region runs from base 166 to 2766 and encodes 866 amino acids. Gene Ontology annotation, biological process: mRNA processing. The transcript is spliced from 22 exons. Gene Ontology annotation, cellular component: nucleus. Lineage: Eukaryota; Metazoa; Arthropoda; Insecta; Lepidoptera; Nymphalidae.